Messenger RNA from Mytilus trossulus (common blue mussel), 4311 nucleotides. Its product is annotated as testis-expressed protein 52-like. NCBI's taxonomy places the organism in Eukaryota, Metazoa, Mollusca, Bivalvia, Mytilida, Mytilidae. The transcript has 3 exons. The record is from RefSeq and is a predicted model, not a curated record. The coding region runs from base 143 to 991 and encodes 282 amino acids.
GAGCACAAGCACCUGCGAGAUUUGACGUGACUUAGAAUUGUUAUGACGACGUGUAUACAAUUUCACGAUAUGAUGGCUCACCAAUAAAAAAUGAUUAAAAUUUUAUAAAAAUAAAAGAAAAUUUGUCCUCUGACAAGCUGUGAUGUCAGCUAAUGUCAUUAUGCCGACCAUUGAGGAGAGGGAAUCUUUAAUGAGAGAAAAAAAUCCAAAAUACACAGGAUUUACACCAAGACCAACAGAAAAACUUGCUUCGAGGAGAAAACCUAAAUCUAUGCUUGACAUUGAAUGUAGUCACUAUCUUAGGACAGACCAUGAACAAUUUGUACAUGGUCAUCCUCAUAUGGGAUAUAAACUAUGGUUGGAAGCAGGGAAGCAUGCACCACCAUUUCCUUUAAAUUCAGACUCAAAUUUCAACAGUAAUGUGUGGAGAAAUUUUAGAAAGGAAUAUGGGUUUCAUAAUACUGCUGAAGGAAGAAAAAUUGGGGAUAUAAUAGCAACAAUGUACCCAUUGAACAUUCCUGCUCCAUCUAGAGUUGGUGCUCAUACAUUUGAUAAAUAUUUACGGGAGUCUAAAGUAUUCAGAAAUGAAAAGUUUGAGGCUCUGGCAAUUAAUAGGACAAGAGCAGAUGUUAAAGAUUUCAAACGUUUACGAGUAAAAAGUGAUGCUCGAAAUCCACCACUCGAUGAGUUAGGCAAUAUUCUUCCACCAGAAAAUUUCAAGAAGUAUGAACACCGAUUUAUACCCCCACCACCAGCUCCACCGACGCCUCCACCAGCCAACCAGAAAAUAGAUUCAUUAGGACAGAAAUAUGUUCCACGUUCAGAACCAUUACUAUGGAAACUGUCUUACAAACUUAAUCAUCCAAGCUAUGAUAAAGUGAAUGAAGGAAUAAAAAAACGACGUGCAUUGGAAGAAAUGGCGAGAUUAAACCACCCUGAAGGUUCACCUUUACCACAAACAUUCCCGUCCCCAAUUCCUCAAAAUUUAUAACUAACGCUUCAAACUUUUAGUUAUUUUUACUAAGGAUUCUUAUGACUUGAUAUUGUUUAAGUUUUUAACUUAUAAUUGAAAAUGUUAAUAAACAAUUUACUUCAGUCAUAAGAUUAGAUGCUCUGUGAAUAGAGAUUGUUUCUGAAAAGAUGACAGUUUUCUAAUAGCACUGUGGUUCAGUCAACUGGCAAAUUUGAUUAAAUAUCUGAAUAAAUUUACCAUUUGAGUUUAAAAAAAAAUCUAGCAAAAGAGAAAAAAAUCACCAGUUAGAGUGAAAAUUACUAAUGUGUGUGAUUUGAAUUUAAUUAUGAUGACCACUUCUUCCUUAAUUAAAAAAUCUUUAUAAGGAUAGAAACAUCAUAAGGUUUACACAAAUUUAUUUUAUUGUCAUGAUUUACAUGUAUUUAUAAAUAGAUUUAAUAUUAAAGUAAAAAAAAUCAUAAAUUGACAGUAAAACUAUAAAUUUACAGCAACUUUCUUAUUUUCUAAUACACAAUUUUUUUAAUUACAAAAUGUACUAACCAAAUAUUUCCUGGCAUAAUACAUGUGUUUUUGUAGAUAUUAAUGCUGAAUUAAGAUGUUGUUUAAUUUGGGAUCAAGGGAGAUAAUUACAGUGUUUCUUUUAAAAUUGAAUUUUUCAUAUUAUGGAUAGCGUGUGUAAUCAUGAUGUAGAAUGAUGUACAUGUAGAUUGUAUUAUAUUGUUGGAAUUCAUUUAAUUAGAACAACUUUUUUGUUGAUGCAAUAUCUUUUCACAUUUUGUGAUUUAUGUUUUGAAAAUUGGCAUUUGAGAUGUUUUACAUUGUGUAAAAUAUUUUUUCUUGGUAUAGGGAAUGUUUUGUAAAUUAAAAAUAAUGUGGAAAACUUUUAAAAUAUUUUUAUAAUGUUGUAUUAUUAUGUCAGAUGUUUUAGCAGUUCAGAAAUAUGGUCAGUUUUGAUUUUAAACACACCAUCAAUAUUAUUAAUAUUUAAGAUUUUUUUACAACAAAUUUAUGUUUAACAAAUAACCAUCAAUAUGUAUUUUCUUAUUGUACUUUCUAAAAAAAAAAUUUCAAGAUCUAGAAAUAAAGGAUAAAAUCUUUAAUACAAAUUUAAACGAUGUUUCAUAGAUAAAAAUGAAAUAAAAUAGAUACAUUAGUAGAUGAUCAUUUGUCAAAAUUUCAAUAACUUAUCUGUCAAAAAUUUUUGUUGCCAAAAAUAAAUCAGUAUUAAAACCAUACAUGUAAGUCUUUUAUUAUAUAUAUACAUUAUAGGAUAUAAAUAUGUAACAAUUAUCAUAUUGGUCUUCCCUGUAUUUUCAAAUAGCACCAUAUGGUUUGAAAUGAAUCUGUUUCCAUAACAUUAUAACACUGAAUUUUAAAAAGAUUUCAUUUUAUAAUCUAUUCAAAUAGCAACAUAAUACAUGGGGAGAACGCUGAUUAUUAAUUAAAAAAUCAUCAUCCCAUAGUAUUUUAAGGAGAUUGAGGGGGAUCAGAUACUUAGCAUAUUUUCCCCAGAUAAUAAUUACUGCAAUAUAGUUGUUGUUGUUGUUUGCUUUAAAAUGAUUGAAUUGUUCUUUAAGAUGUUUUUUGUUAUGAUUGUAUUUUUCACAAGAUUGUUCAAGAGUGUGUUAAACUUUAUUUUUGUAAUUCUUUAAUUUCAUAAUUUUUUAAUUAGAUUUAUAGUGCUUUUAGUAAGAAUACUGCUGAUUAAGAUAAACUGUGAUAAAUAAGUAUUUGUUUGUAACAAAAGAUUGAAAUAGAACAUUUAUAAUACUUGGUUGAAAAUUUGUCAACUUUUUUUUAUAGAUUGCUUUUAAUUCUGUGAAACAGACAGUCUAAGUUAACAAUAUAAUUCUUCACUAUAGAAAAAUAUUAUGCAAACAAUUAAAAAAUCAUAAAGGAUUGAAAUAACACAUUAUACAUAUUUUAAAUGGAUUUGAAAUCUAGUUUUCCACAAUAAUAAAAAAAAAAGUAAUGAGUUAUCUCCCAUUUUCAGUAGUAAGCUUAUGUGUUAAUGGGAGUAUUAAGUUUGGUAAACUGAGAAUACAUUAGUGUUUUAGAAGUUUUAUUUUGGAAGAGUGAUUUUUUAAAUAAAAAAUAUGUUUCUUUUGGCUUUAAAUAGUUUCAAAUAUGGAACUGAAAAUUUAAAUUCAGUAUUUUGAAUUAUAUUUCAACCAAAAAAGAUAUUUUUAUCAACAACUAUGAGUCCAUGAUAUAGCCUUUUUGUUCUGAUGUGGAAUAAAGCAUUCAUCAAGCAAUCAAUUUUAUCAACAAUGAAUAACCUGCUGCUUUAUAAAUAAAAACACUAUAUGUAUAAAAUGUAACACUGUAUGUUUAGGUAAUUAAUAUGUGUGUUUUGCUCAGUAAACAGAUGUUAUUAACUAGUCCAAUAAUUAUGUGAUUGUUUUCAUCAGUGGUUAUCUAUGUCAUACAUAAAGGUACACAUACAUCAUACACCCUGUAAUUGAAAGUAUUGUUAAAAUAGAGACAAUCUGUCAUAUAUAGCAGAAAUAUAGUACUCAUUUGAAUCAAUUUUUAUCCCACACCUAGGGACAUAAUGUUUUUCGGUCCUCCAUCUUUCGCUCUCCAGGUGAAAGUGCUUGAUCAAGGUAGUUUUUGAUGAAGUUGAUAUUCCAAUCAACUUAAAACUUAGUUCACAAAAAGUGACAUGUUCCUAUAAUAUGAUCUUUUUAAUUUUAAUGCCAAUUUAAAGUGUGAUUGGUGCAUGCCUGUGUUAUUGACACAUAAUUGUUAUUUUUCUUUUCAAGAAUUUCUUUUUAUUAAAAGAACCAAGUUUAGUUUUAAACUGGUAGUCUUUGCAUGACACAGUAAAUCUUUAGUAGAUACUGAGUGACCGAGGCAUAAAGAGUCCCUUACUGCUGAGUGACCGAGGCAUAAAGAGUCCCUUACUGCUGACUGACUAGCCCUAUGUUCUAUAAACAGUAAAUCUUUAGUAGAUACUGAGUGACCGAGGCAUAAAGAGUCCCUUACUGCUGACUGAUUGCCCUAUGUUCUAUAAAUAGUAAAUCUUUAGUAGAUACUGAGUGACCGAGGCAUAAAGAGUCCCUUACUGCUGACUGACUAGCCCUAUGUUCUACAAAUAGUAAAUCUUUAGUAGAUACUGAGUGACCGAGGCAUAAAGAGUCCCUUACUGCUGACUGACUAGCCCUAUGUUCUACAAAUAUACAUGCUCCAAUGUUUAGAUUGUAUCCUUUAUAUGUAAUAUAGAUUCCAGUAUUUGUUUUUUUGCUGUUAUUGUUUUUGACAUAUUUAUAUUUUUACCUCAUAUUUUAACAUUCUUAUUCAUAUACAUUGUACUGCUGAAUAAACUAUUUUCUCUA